Amorphotheca resinae ATCC 22711 is the source of this 1764-nucleotide messenger RNA. RefSeq lists its product as hypothetical. The transcript has 2 exons. The record is from RefSeq and is a predicted model, not a curated record. NCBI's taxonomy places the organism in Eukaryota, Fungi, Ascomycota, Leotiomycetes, Helotiales, Amorphothecaceae. Bases 1 to 1764 code for a protein of 587 amino acids.
AUGUCAGAGACAGAGCUAGACAAAGGACAGAACACAAAGUCUAAUGGUCUUGGAGACAUGGUGUCCAACGAUAACACGAAAAGCCUUGCUCCUGAACCACAACAAAGUCCUGAUGAAAGUCACAAUGCUCCGCCCUCUUUGCCUGACAUACGUGAUCCUAUUAGACGAUAUGAAAAUAAUACUUCUCCGUUCUCCCCGCCUGUCCUAUAUGAUCCCACUGGACAAUAUGCAAAUGCCUAUAGUCGGCUGACCAACACUACUUCCCCUCCGCGCCAGCGCGGUCUUGCAGUUGGCGCUUUGUCUACGAAUAAGGAACAUCACAAGUUCGGGUCUGCUGGUCGCUUUGAGUCGUUUGACUAUCAAAGCCAAGGCCGACCAUACCGUAGCCCUUCCGCCCAACGACAGCGGAGCAGUUAUGCUGCAGUUGGCCCUUUAUCUACGAAUAAAGAGCGUCGCAAGUUCGAGUCUGCCGGCCGAUUUGAGAAUCAAAGCCAAGGCCGCCCACUCCGCAGCCCUUCUACGCCAUAUGGAGGAUUCGAACAAAUUAAAAAGGAUGAAGCUCUAAACUUCCUUAGGCGACCUGUCGUCCGGGGUCGUAUCGUCAAGCAGUCUGGAAAACGUGCUUUCUUGCAGCAUCAUGAUGAUGAGGAUGAGGAUCAUGAUGAAAACACUACAUCUCUCUUUGAUCAGCCCCAGCGUGGAUUUGCCAAACAGAUUGGAAAACACGUUUAUCCUGGUAGCGAUGAUCUGAACGACAACGCUGAGAGCGAAUCUAUGCUGUUCCGGCAAGACCUGAUUCCUCACGAUGGCAGCAUAACUCCUGCUGCAACAAACAGCUUUUCUCGAGGCGGUGACAGCAUGCAUAUGAGUCUAAGUGGUAGCAGACACGCUGAUAGCAAACAUGUUUAUGGCAAACGUGCUGAUAGCAGACAAUCUGGCAGCAUAUAUUCUGGUAGUAGAUACAGUGGUCCUGAAGUUGAUGACGACAGCUAUCAAUACACUGGAAGUGGCCUUGAUUCAGAAGAGGAACUCUUUAUACAAGAAAAUCGCUAUCAUCAACCUCGCACAGUCGAACAGAGUCCCUGUCCGGCUGCCAACGCAAUAACAAGACGUUUCACUAGCAAUGAUCAUGCCCGUGAUCCUGCAAACCACCCACCAGCCCUACAAGCAGAUAGUCAUUUCCAUGAUUUUGGUUACAAGCUUCAACCAUCUCGCUACUCUGGUGUUCCUAUGCCAUGGGGCGUCCAGGCUCCGCCACAGAUGGUUGACCAAGAUGAAGUUACUGAUGCUGCUCUCCUGAAGCGUAACAUCGCGCGUGGAGAGGGGAAGAAAAUUUGCAAACGCAGUUACGGUGCCAAUGACCCCGAAAAUAUUGCUAUCGUCAAUAUGAAAGAGAAUCAGAACCUCUCAUUUGCUGAAAUUGCUCAGAUUCUGAAUGACCAGCGUGUUGAGCAGGGCAAAAAUCCUUCUCUUAGUUCCUGCGGCGUCAACAGUCGCUAUAACCGCACUGCUCCGCUUCUCUACGCUUCCCAAGGCCGAGCAUUUGUUCCCCUUUCUCAACGCAAAGGAGCCGGCAGACGUGCACAUGGCAGGUCUAUCAGAAGUUCCCAAUUUGUCUGGUCUCAGGAAGCAGACCUUGAGCUUGUCAAGUGUGUGAAAGAAGUUGACUCUGCAAGAUGGCCAACGGUUGCAUCUUUGUUUGAGGAGAGAACUGGGAUGAGAGUGGAAUCAUCCGCUGCAGCUUUGCGACACAGCCUGUUGUAG